Messenger RNA from Equus quagga, 3706 nucleotides. RefSeq names its product zinc finger protein 529 (gene ZNF529). Gene Ontology annotation, molecular function: DNA-binding transcription repressor activity, RNA polymerase II-specific. The record is from RefSeq and is a predicted model, not a curated record. The coding region runs from base 237 to 1892 and encodes 551 amino acids. The transcript has 5 exons. Gene Ontology annotation, biological process: negative regulation of transcription by RNA polymerase II. Lineage: Eukaryota; Metazoa; Chordata; Mammalia; Perissodactyla; Equidae.
UGAGGUGACCCAGUUCGGCUGCGGGAGGGGCUCGCGGUGAGGCCUCAAGCGCCCGGGGCGCGGAGGGGACAUUGGAGCCUCGAGCCUGUGUGUGCGUGAGCCGCGGAGCACGGGGCUGCGGGGGCUCGUCUGUGACGGCGUCACUGUGGAGUUAGUCCGCGCGUGUCAGUGAGAGGGAGAAACAGUUUCUGCCAGAGAAGGCUCCUGAAGUGGAGGAGAGCAUUGCCACUUACAUAAUGGCCCGUUCAAGUUUUGAUGGGGACCCUGCCUGCGGAGCUCCUCAUGCCAUGAUGCCAGAAGUGGAAUUCCCUGACCAAUUCUUGACAGUUCUAACCAUGGACCAUGAAUUGUUGACAUUCAGGGAUGUGGUCAUCAACUUCUCUCAGGAGGAGUGGGACUAUCUGGAUUCUGCUCAGAGGGACUUGUACUGGGAUGUGAUGAUGGAGAACUACAGCAACUUGGUUUCACUUGAUUUGGAGUCCAAAUAUGACACAAAGAAUUUAUCUAUAGAGAAGGACAUUACUGAAAACAACAGUUCUCAGUGGAAAGUAACAGAAGGUAGUAAAUUCCUUGGUUUUGAGAGCUCCUUUUUUAGAAAUGACUGGCAAAGCAAAAGCAAGACUGAAGUACAAAGACCUGAAGUGGGAUCCUUCAGUCAAAUGACAAUCAUCUCUGAAAAAUUUCCCAAUUACAAAAAUCAUGAAUCUCUUACAUUACAUCAGAGAAUUCAUGAAAGCAAGAAGCCCUAUCAAUAUAAAGAAUAUGGGAAGGUCUUCAGUUGUGACUUAAACUUUGAUGAAUAUGACAGAAUACAUACUGGUGAGAAAACCUAUGAAUGUAAUAGAUAUUGGAAAACCUUUGGAGUAGAUGACCCAUGUACCCUACCACUGAAUAUUCAUACUGGUAUAAAACCUGGUAAAUAUAUGGAAUAUGAGGAUGCAUUUAGUUUUUAUGAAGACCUUAGUGUACAUCAGAAAAUUCAUGAUGAUCAGAAGUGCUAUAAAUGUAAGGAAUACGGAAGAACCUUCAGAAGAGUUGAAGCAAUUACUCCACUUCAAAGAAUGCAUGAUGGUGAGAAACCCUAUGAAUGCACUUUCUGUGGGAAAUCCUUUAGAGUGCAUGCACAACUUACUCGACAUCAGAAAAUCCAUACAGAUGAGAAACCUUAUAGAUGUAUGGAAUGUGGCAAGGACUUUAGAUUUCAUUCACAGUUAACUGAACACCAGAGAAUUCACACUGGUGAAAAACCGUACAAAUGUAUACAAUGUGAGAAGGUCUUUAGAAUUAGUUCACAGCUUAUUGAACAUCAGAGAAUUCAUACUGGUGAGAAACCUUAUGCAUGUAAAGAAUGUGGGAAGACUUUUGGAGUCUGUAGAGAACUUGCUCGACAUCAGAGAAUUCAUACUGGUAAGAAACCCUAUGAAUGCAAGGCAUGUGGAAAGGUCUUUAGAAAUAGUUCAUCUCUGACUAGACACCAGAGAAUUCAUACUGGUGAGAAACCCUAUAAAUGUAAGGAAUGUGGGAAAGCUUUUGGAGUAGGUAGUGAACUUACUCGACAUCAGAGAAUUCACAGUGGUCAGAAACCUUAUGAAUGUAAAGAGUGUGGAAAGUUCUUUAGACUUACUUCAGCCCUUAUUCAACAUCAGAGAAUUCAUAGUGGUGAGAAGCCUUAUGAAUGUAAGGUAUGUGGGAAGGCCUUUAGACACAGUUCAGCCCUUACUGAACAUCAGAGAAUUCAUACUGGAGAGAAACCUUAUGAAUGCAAGGCAUGUGGAAAGGCUUUUAGACAUAGUUCAUCCUUUACAAAACAUCAGAGAAUUCAUACUGGUAAGAAACCCUAUGAAUGUAAGGAAUGUGGGAAUGCCUUUAGUAUGGGCAGGCACCUUACUUGAUAUCAAAGAAGUUAUACUGGUGAGAAGUCUUUUGAAUGAAAGAUGUGUACAAAUGCCUUUUGUUUCUGUGUUUCACUGGAAAGACCUGUGCAUUUAAUAAGAAGUAAUGAAGAGGAUUCAAUCUAUCUUUCUUAUUAAAUCUGUUUCCAGACUCAUAUAUGGCUACUCUACUCAGCAGUAAAACUGCUUAGUCAUAGGUGAUACAUACUUUCAGCUUUGUUAGAUAUUGCCAAAUAUUUCUCCUUUUAUAUCAGUUAACAUUCUGAAUAUCUAUUUAUGUAAGAUGGUCUUUAUUAACCUGUUUCUGAAAUGUGUGGAAAAUGUGUUUCCCUAAUUAUUAAAUAUUUGAGUUAUUUUCAUUUGAGUUUCUUGUGCAGGCAUGUUUUGCUUACAGUUACUUUUGGUGUUUAUGUUUUUUUGUUCUUUUGUCUAUUAUUUUUGGCUUACUGAUUUGUAAUAUUACUCAAAUACAUCUUCUGCAUUCUAAUUUUUUGCUUAUUAUAUAUGACGUACUUUCCUUCUUCCCGAGAGUUAGAACUCCCAGUCAGAUAUUAUGUGGUUUUAAAGUCUUGUGGUGUUUGUGUAGAUUUUUUUUGUUUUGUUUUCUAUUGUUUUUGUUUUAAUGGUAGAUAUAUAAUCUUCUGUCAUCAAAUGGCUGACUUCUAUUUGAAUUUAUUUUGACACGACAGAUCUCCCUAAAUACCUACUGCAACAAAAUUCCUUUAAGGAGCCUUCACCACUAGGCAGUGACAGUCGGGAUCCAAAUGAAAGGAGCACUUUUAAAUAUUUCAUAAAAUUAUCUAACUCAAUCUUAUCAGUCUCUUAAAUUUGUUAACCAUCUUUAAAAGGAGGCAAAAAUCUACAACUAUUGCAACGAUUAUAAACUGGUCACUAAACUUACAUUAAGAGGAUGUAUAACUUUCAUUACCAUGGCUUCAAUUGGGUUUUGUAUCUAUCUAUAAUUUUCCUUCUUAUUCCCUCUCAGUGUUGCCUUACUAGGUUUUGGCAGUUGAACAAUCAACAGACCUUUGAUUUUAGGGAUCUUUCCUGACUCCAAAAAAAGAAAAAAGAAAAGGAGGACAGUCACAGAGAUUAAGGUUGCAAAUCUCAGCUGUCCAUCAUCUCCUUCUUGGAACAGUUGUCCUGGGUAUGCAGUCAAUGUGAUCAUGAGCCACAGGUUAUUAGAUUUUUAUAAGAAAAUUUACCUAUUAUGUUGAGAUUCAUUUAUGUCACCAUCAUCCAUUAGAUUUUAAUUUUUGAAAUAGGUGUCUUUCCCAGAAUUUAUGGAUUCUUUAAACUUUCGUAUGGUCAGCAGUAGCAAUUAAGCCAUUUUGUCAUUGGAAUACACCGAGUUAUGUUUUCUUUAAAUAUUCCUUAGUUCUUAUAAUAUGUAACUAGUAGAUAUUUCAUGUCCUCCACAGAAAAUGAGUCUCUGUUUUUACCCUUAUUAAGAUAUUUGCUAUUUCAUUUCUUUGAAACAUUUCAACUAUAUUUAUUAUAAUUAUUAAUAGUUCACUCUACUGAGCUAUUAUGUGCUUAUACUGUUGAUUUGUUCUUUGAUCCCACUCUGCCUGGUUAUUCUGAGUUACCAUCACUGUUGAUUAGUUUCCCUCUUCUUGGUGUAGUACUCUAGAACUACUUGCCCUACACUUCUUUGUGUGUGUUUUAAUUUUUUGCUUGCUUGAACAAAUGAAAACAAUGAGCCACCUAAAUCUUAUAUACAGACUUAAAAUUAAUAACAGAAAAUAACCACAUGUCUUAGCACUUACUUUUUGAAAUCAUUAAUGAAUAAAUUAAAAACUAAUGAAUUCUUA